CUAGGCGAGCAUUUCCCCCACUUGUAGGUCUCUCUGUGCUGUUUCGAGGAAGUUAUUGCAGCCGCAACCUUUAGUUUGGCCUAAAAAAUUCCUCUACGUCACUCAGUUUCUAUCACUGUUCCACCUUGACGUGAAGAACAGAACUGAGCCAGACCGAAACACACUGAAUUAGCUCCUAAGGACAGAAGAGGGUCAGAGGAGGACCACACCAGCAGGAGAGGAAGAGAGCAAGACCACACUAUGAUGGCUCCUGGGCGCCUCCUGUUGCUCCUGUGUCUGAGUCUGUCUGAUGUGGCCCCUGUCUGGCCCCAGUGUGAGCCCCUCUCCAUCCACAAUCUGAGUUGUUACUACAACUACAACAGACGCAUCAACUGUGAGUGGACGAGUGACACUUUACACAGAUGCAUCAUUCAAGGAAGCAAAACCAACGUGCACAAACUUAAAUUCUUUUAUGGCUACAGCUCCAAUUGCACUUUGGAACCCCCGGACCAGUCGGGGAUGAGGAGGUGCUCGCUGCUCUUCAAUAACCAGAUGAAGAAUUUUGACGUGUUGUCUCUGAAGCUGUCAUGUGACCACCUGUCCCAGAGUUUGGUCACCAGCUUCUUGGUGAAGUGCCAUGUGAAGCUGGAGGCCCCUGAUAAACCCGCGGUAAAUGGAAGCAGCCUCUCUUGGGCCUCUCCAAAGGUGGUCCAGGACACCUUAGAGUACGAGCUUCAGUUGAUGUCUCAGGAGCACCCGUGGGGGAGCUGGCCAGAGAAUUUCAAGUGUAAGGAGCAGUGCCGGGCAGAGCUGGACAGCGGGUCCCUGGUGCUGGGGGGCAGGUACAGCGCACGUGUCCGGGUUCGAAUGCCCAAACAAUAUUCCAGGGUGUCAGAGUGGAGCGACUGGGGGCCCACGCUGUCCUGGGAGUCUACAGUGGGAGAAGAGCAGAAAGGGUCUGGGACAGCAGGGUCUGGGACAGCACUUCUAGGGACCUUUGCUGUUGUGGUGACUGUCAUUUUAGUUCUGACUCUGAUGUUCUGGACCUCCAAGACCAACUGGGUGUACGUGAUGAAGUUCAUCAAAGGAGAUCCUCUGCCGAGCCCCACCCCCUCCGUCCUCAAAAUGGGCUGGAAGACUUCUCCCUUCAGCAGUGACUCUUUCCUGACCUUCUUCAGACCUGUGGAAAUAUACUCCUCCGUGGAGCUGCUCCCCACACCCAGACCCCCGCUGAGCCCCCUCCCUGACGACAAAUUGCUGGCCCCACCUAUCCCCUCGCUCCCUGGCCAGUCCAGCUUCUCCAACCCCAUUUACUCUCACCUGUGCCCCACCGCGCCCCUGCUGCCCUGCUCCGCCGACAGCCCGUACGGACCCCACCCAGACCCUAACCCAGACCCUAACCCAGACUCUAACCCAGAGCCGGAGCCUAACCCGGACCUCCCAAGUCACAUGGGAGAACUUCCAUGCCCUGAGCUGGAGCUGCUGCUGCUUCUUAUGUCUCAACAGUGCCAGGAGGUGCCAGUGAGUGACUAUGAGAGGGUGGAGGCAGUGGGGACCUUGGAGGAAAGGGUGCGGCUGCCCAGUGUGGACUCCGGUAUGGGCAGUGGGGAGGAGGUGAGCCACGACAGUCUGCACCUGAUGGAGGACCAAGCUUGUGGAAGUUCUCUGGUACAAGAAGAUCAAACUGGUCCACACCCCCCUGGAUCUCUCACACCCGUGAUAGGGACAGCUUAAAGGGACUGUGUUAUCUAGACUGUGUCCUCUGAUGAGGGCGCAUCGAGGGUUCAUGGGAGUUUGCACAACCAGUCUACAUGUGCUUUGUGGAUCUGGAGAAGACAUUUGACCAUCUCCCUUGUGGCUGGUGGUGUCCUGUGGGGGGUGCUUUGGGAGUAUGGGGUCCGGGGCCCUUUUCUAAGGGCUGUCCGGUCCCUGUAUGACCGGAGCAGGAGCUGUGUUCAUUACCAGCAGUAAGUCAGACCUGUUCCCGGUGCAUGUUGGACUCCGCCAGGGCUGCACCUGUCACCGGUUCUGUUCAUUGUCCUUAUGGUCAGAAUUCUAGGUGCAGUCAGGGGCUGGAGGGGGUCCGGUUUGGGGACCACAAGAUCAUCUCUGCUGUUUGCAGAUGAUGUUGUCCUGAUGGCUUCAUCAAAACAGAACCUCCAACAUGCACUGGGGGGUCUGCAGCCGAGUGACGCGGGUGGAAUAAAAACUUGUACUUGCAAGGAAGGCGUUUUCUGACUGAAUGAACCCCAUUUGUCAAAGUAAAGGUGUAGUUGGUCCUACAGUGAUGAGACGAGUUCAGAUUUUGCCCCCAAACAAGAUAGUGGCAGGUUUUCACUGGAGUACCUGCAGCAGUUAGUGUGCCCUUUGGCAAGACACUUCACCAGGUCUCUGUGUGUAUGUAUGUGAGCGUGACAGAGGAGAGAUGAAAAAGGUAUCAAAUGUAUAUAAAAGAGUGCAUUAUUAGAUUUUUGCUGCUGAUAUUAGAUCUUGAUAGUGUAUUUAUUUUAGAGUAACCUUGUGAUGUAGCCUGAUUUGAAGUGUGUGUGAUGCUAACUGCAGGGACUGCUCUGUCUACAGCUCUGUUUCUUAAGUAAGACUUUAAUCUGUGCUUUGUUUGGACCAGACAGAGGUCAUCUGAUUUGUGCUGUAUAACAAGACUGUCACUUAAAUAUGGCCAGAGAAUGUAUUAGAAAUGAAUGUAUUAGAAAUUUAAAGUUUAUUUAAAGUACUUGGAGAAUACCUGCUUUCUAUUUUAUAUUUUAUAAGAAAACACAAGUGGCACUAGGGAUGAUCUGAUAUGGGUUGCGUCAAUAACUGAAAACUUUUAAAGAGUGUUACAGCUGUAUUAUAACAUGACAUAUUUAGAUCACCAUAUUGUUUUAAAAAUGCUGUACUGUAAAAUGCCCAAAACAACA
Messenger RNA from Boleophthalmus pectinirostris (great blue-spotted mudskipper), 2897 nucleotides. RefSeq names its product interleukin-2 receptor subunit beta-like. Gene Ontology annotation, molecular function: protein binding. NCBI's taxonomy places the organism in Eukaryota, Metazoa, Chordata, Actinopteri, Gobiiformes, Gobiidae. The transcript is spliced from 10 exons. The record is from RefSeq and is a predicted model, not a curated record. The coding region runs from base 241 to 1713 and encodes 490 amino acids.